Molecule: messenger RNA, 780 nt
Organism: Aspergillus sclerotioniger CBS 115572
Lineage: Eukaryota; Fungi; Ascomycota; Eurotiomycetes; Eurotiales; Aspergillaceae
Product: NEDD8 family protein RUB1
Exons: 4
Coding region: 360-596 (78 amino acids)
Biological process (GO): regulation of proteolysis; modification-dependent protein catabolic process; protein neddylation
Cellular component (GO): cytoplasm; nucleus
Molecular function (GO): ubiquitin protein ligase binding; protein tag activity
Source: RefSeq, a predicted model, not a curated record
UGGCAUCCUCCCCCCCAUAAAAGACAAUCAAAAAAGCCAGAAUAAAAUCCACUCCAAUUAGUCCUAAACUACACCGCCACCACCAAAAUCAAACGUAGCAUCCCACCCCCAAGGCCUCAGUCCGGGGCGCUCAGUGACUGCUUACUAUCGCCGACCUCCGUUAUUUUGAUGCCCCACCAAAAACCCCGCCGAAGCUUUCCGUCACCAGUCCAGUCAACAUCCACCACCGUCAUUCCCUUACAUUGUUGCUCCUCACUUACUACCUACCUAUAUUAGAGCGUCGCGUCCCGUGCUUGCACCUCAUUUUCUUUUUCCUACCCCCGUAAACAAAUCCUUACUACAGUCGCUAUCUACCCAACAUGUUGAUCAAAGUCCGUACCCUCACCGGAAAGGAGAUCGAGUUGGACAUCGAGCCCGACUACAAGGUGUCCCGGAUAAAGGAGCGCGUUGAGGAGAAAGAGGGUAUUCCGCCUGUUCAGCAGCGGUUGAUUUUCGGAGGAAAGCAGAUGGCUGAUGAUAAGACUGCCUCGGAGUAUAACCUGGAAGGUGGUGCCACGCUACACUUGGUGCUUGCUCUCCGUGGUGGAUGCUUGUGAUCGUGAUCGGGUGUGGAAGGGAGAGAGAUCUGUAUUAUCUUUCGAGCCAGCAUCUUGAACGCUUCUGAGCGUUGUUAUGCGCAUGUCGCUUUCCAACUGGGCCGGUUUAUAAUGAGCUACACCCAAUGCAGUAAUGACAGUUUUCUUUUCUGAGGAGGAUAUCUAGUAAACAUUGUUUGGACAA